AUCAUGACGUCUUGUUAACAUGUGUCACAUGACACAUGAUGCCGGGCGUCUGUGUUGCUCUUAAGUGAGCGGCCAACUUCACAGGGGGGACAGAGAGGUUUCCUCCCUCCUCUGGAUCCACAUCCAUGCCAAUCCAGCAGGUCAACUUUUGUUCUCCACACUGCCUCCUAUGCCUCUGACACCUCCAGCGGAGCCUGACCCGGAACCAAAAAUGAACUGGGCAUCUUUUUAUGCUGUCGUUAGCGGCGUUAACAGACACUCCACUGGGAUCGGCCGCAUCUGGCUCUCUGUCUUGUUCAUCUUCCGCAUCCUGGUCCUGGUGGUUGCGGCUGAGACCGUGUGGGGGGACGAGAAGUCCGGCUUCACUUGCAACACCCAGCAGCCUGGCUGCAACAGUGUCUGCUAUGACCACUUCUUCCCCAUCUCCCACAUCCGCCUGUGGGCCCUCCAGCUCAUUCUGGUUUCCACCCCGGCCCUGCUGGUGGCCAUGCACGUGGCCCACCGCCGACACGUCGACAAAAGGCUCUACAAACUGUCAGGGCGAACCAAUCCCAAAGACCUGGAGCAGAUAAAGACCCAGAAGAUGAAAAUCACAGGGGCUCUGUGGUGGACUUAUGUCAUCAGCCUGUUGUUCCGUAUUGUCUUUGAGGUCAUUUUUAUGUUUCUGUUUUACAUGAUUUAUCCCGGUUACAAGAUGAUCCGGUUGGUGAAGUGUGACUCGUACCCGUGCCCCAACACGGUGGACUGUUUUGUAUCGAGGCCCACAGAGAAAACGGUCUUCACCGUCUUCAUGCUGGCCGUGUCUGGGGUUUGUAUCCUGCUCAACAUUGCAGAAGUGGCAUUCCUAGUAGGGAAAGCCUGUGGUAAGCAUCUGCACAGUGCUGGAGACUCAACUAUGGGAGCUUGGAUACAACAUAAACUUCGUUCAUUCUAACCAGUGCACACUUAGUUUAAAACUGGUGAGAAUUAAAGGGAUAAUUUAAUGAGAAACAUCUGGUUUCAGGCUCAAAGAGGGAAAUUUAGACAAUUUAUUGUGCCAGCAAUUCAAGAGUUCAAAGAUAUCCUGUCACAAAUAAUAAUAAUAAUUAACAGUUGUAAAGAUGGGCCUGCAUCAUGGUCGGUAUCAUUAUUAAUGUUAUUUAUUAAAUUAUUUAUUGGAAUCUGUAUUAAUUUUAAUAGGGAAAAUAUCUGACUAUGACUUGAACAUAACAUGUUAAGAAUUACACCUUUUGUGUUGGAGAAAAAUAAUGACUUUAACCAUUGUUUGCACUAAAGUGACUUUCAAUGCUGUUCACAUUUCUGAAUAAAAUAAGCAGGUAAUUUGAAAUGCCUUGCUGCUGAAAUGUGCUAUACAAAUAAAAUUUGAUUGAAUAAUGAGAAGAAAUACACUUGAAUAGCAAAUUUUUGCUCUGAUGUUUAUUGCAGACUGCUAAACCCAGAAUUCAAAUGUAAUGGGUUUUUUUUCUUCUUCUUCUUUGUUGUCACUGGCCAGGCACAACAGAAUAAAUUCAAAGUGUGUACUUGUGUUAUUA
Molecule: messenger RNA, 1532 nt
Organism: Xiphophorus hellerii (green swordtail)
Lineage: Eukaryota; Metazoa; Chordata; Actinopteri; Cyprinodontiformes; Poeciliidae
Product: gap junction beta-1 protein-like
Exons: 2
Coding region: 170-934 (254 amino acids)
Biological process (GO): cell-cell signaling
Cellular component (GO): connexin complex
Molecular function (GO): gap junction channel activity
Source: RefSeq, a predicted model, not a curated record